Molecule: messenger RNA, 2395 nt
Organism: Mya arenaria
Lineage: Eukaryota; Metazoa; Mollusca; Bivalvia; Myida; Myidae
Product: myogenesis-regulating glycosidase-like
Exons: 3
Coding region: 188-2395 (735 amino acids)
Biological process (GO): carbohydrate metabolic process
Molecular function (GO): hydrolase activity, hydrolyzing O-glycosyl compounds
Source: RefSeq, a predicted model, not a curated record
AAAUUUUACUACUAAUACAUUUGAAUACAAAUUUUGUAGACGAAGUCAUACUUAUAUCAUUCUUAAUAUUUAAAAUUUGCGAUAAACACAUAUACAAUAAAGGAAGUCGUUUGUACUUAGGGAGAAUUUUACUGAUAAAGCUUAUAUUUAUGCCUAUACCAUCUUAUGAGGAUUAUAAGGCGGAAAUAUGAUCAAGACUGGGAGUUCCUCCUACGAUUUGACAGAAGUGUCGCUGCAUGAUGAGCACGAGUCCCCGGUCGUGCAUGCGAAAGACGUCCGCCGACUCAAGUUCCGGUUCUACGCCGCUCUUGGUGUGGCCGGCGUCAUCAUUCUGGGUCUUAUUAUUGGAGUCGCGGUCAAGGGCAAUGGAAAAGGUGGCGGCGGAGGAGGGGGAACCACUGUGACGCCAUCAACUACUAAUAUGACGUCAAACCCGACGUCAAAGCCUACGUCUUCGAAAACCGCCAACCUAGGGAACCUUUCAGUCACUUGGGGCUCUGGCGUUAGUUUUAACAUUGCAGACAAAGGUCAAUGGUCCCACAAGAACGCUAAUAAAAGCACACCGUUGCUAUCUCCAACUAAUUGUUCUUCUACCAUUGCUGUAAUCUGUCUGGAAUGGGCCGAUGAUCGUCGAUUGAAAGUAUCCCGGAAGAAUGACAUCACUAACGAACAAAAUGCACCGCUCUCCUGUUAUGACGUCGAGUGGACGGCUCUGAAAUGCGUCGGUCAAGUAUUAACCGACUGUUUCAACACAAGUGGUGCCCAUUGGUACGGCGGAUAUGAAGACCAUGAUCAGCAUUGGCCAUUUGAGAAGAACUCUAUGAAAGAAACAUCCUAUACAGGGAACGACCCAUUUCAUCCUGGCGUCAUUGGUAACAUUCUGGAGCGAUAUUUUGUCUCCUCAAAAGGGGUUGGCGUGUACGUAGAUAAUGACGUCCCAUUAUAUUUUAGCCUGAACUCGCCCCAAAAUGGUUUGAUGUGUUUCUCGGCAAAGUAUGAACCAUAUCCAUACUUCAAUGAGGACAAUAUAUUCCCAAGGCUAAAAUACACGGUGUGCAGUGGGGAAAAUGUCAAAGACACGCAUGUAGGAAUGUCGAACAUGUUCAUCCCAAAGCCAACUGGCAUACCAAACCAGUCGGUGAUCAAGUACCCUAUAUGGUCAACAUGGGCCCAAUACCACUAUGGUGUCAACCAAUCAAAUGUCCUAAGUUACGCACACGCUAUAAAGGAACACAAUUUUACUUGCUCUCAAGUUGAAAUUGAUGAUGUAUGGACGCCAUUUUACGGCGAUUACGACUUCGAUACAAAAUUUCACAAUGCUAGUGAUAUGAUACAAAAGAUUCACGAUAUCGAAUUCAACGUUUCCGUCUGGGUUCAUCCUUUCUUUGAUCCAAGAGGUGAAUCUUACAAAGAAGCAGAACAAAAACAUUACCUUUUGAGGCGAUUUGAUUCAGACUUCCCGGAAGUGACGUCAUGGUGGAACGGAAACGAUUCUGGCAUACUUGACGUCACGAACACAAAUGCAACAAAGUGGUAUCUCGAUAAAAUGGAAUAUUUGAAGGGACAUUACAAAGUUGAUUCCUUCAAAUUCGAUGCUGGGUCGUUAUCCUUCGCUCCGCAUUUGUACAGCGCUUACAAUUUAACAAAUAAUCCCUGUGAUAUAUAUCCUGGAUUGUACGUCAAAAUGGCGGCGCAAUCUGACCAUCAAAACCGUCAAGAGGUACGCAGUGGGUACCGGUCACAGCAGUAUCCUAUUUUCUUCCGGCAAAUAGACAAAAGAUCAAACUGGAGUCACAAAAACGCUUUCCAGUCUAUUAUUCCAAGCGCUCUGACGAUUGGAAUUCUCGGUUACCCGUAUGUAAUGGCGGACAUGGUUGGCGGGAAUGCAUACGAAGGGUCUUUUCCCGAUACGGAACUCUUUAUUCGAUGGACUCAGUUGAAUACUUUUCUACCCGUUGUUCAGAUGUCAAUUGGACCGUGGGAUUUGCAAAACGAUACAUACGAAGGACACAGCGUGGUUGAUAUUGUCAGGAGAUUCAUAGAACUCCACUCUGAAGUUGCAGACGACAUCAUAGCGUUCGCCGAAGAAUCGGUUCAAACCGGUGCACCCAUAAUUCGACCUCUUUGGUGGAUUGACCCAGAUAACGAAACGGCCUUGACCUGUGAAGACGAGUUUUUGGUCGGCGACAAAUGGCUUGUUGCUCCCAUAAUGACCCAAGGUGCCCGGAAAAGGGAUAUUUUCUUUCCCAGUGGGGAGUGGACGGAAGUUGGCACUGGGAAUGGAACUAUCUAUACUGGACCUUCAGUUUGGUACAAUUACAUCGUGGAAAUUGACCAACUUGCGUAUUUCCGAAAAACGAUUCAUAAUUCAACGACCAAUGCUACUUUAUUCUAA